AUGCUGCCUUUGUUUAUUUUAGCUGGCCGAAAUGACCCAUUUAUCCCACUUCUACGCGUGAGCUUUGACACUUACAAUCUGUUUCAUCGAUGGUUUGGCCGUAUCGUGGCGAUUGAAAGUGUCGUCCAUACUGUCGCAUGGGUAGUCAAUGCAUUUGACGAGGGUGGUCAGUCUGGUAUGCUCGAACGCCUUCGCACGACACCGUUUUUCACUUGGGGCAUGGUUGGGACUGCUGCCAUGCUCUUUCUCUGCCUGCACUCACCUUCUCCAAUCCGUCAUGCAUUUUAUGAAACCUUUCUGCACUUGCACCAGCUUGCAGCCUGCUUGACCCUUCUUUGCGUCUUCCUGCACCUGGAUCUGGAUGGGCUCCCUAUGAGAACUUGGACGGUAGCCGCUACCGCUAUAUGGUUUCUCGAACGAUUCGCCCGUCUCACCUGCUUGAUCCACUUGAACUUUUCGCUUAAUGAAGGCACAACAAAGCUAGUCAUUGAAGCUCUCCCUGGCGAGGCCUGCAGAGUCACAUUCCACCUACCGAAACGAGUCCUGCUUAGGCCGGGUAGCCACGUAUAUGCUUACAUCCCAAUCAUCUCGCUAUGGAUGUCACAUCCUUUCUCCGUCGCUUGGGUCGAGUCAAGCACCCGUGCGAUUGCCUGUGAAUCAGCGGGAAUGCAUCUGAAAGCUCGCUCAAUAAACGCAUCGAGUCUCGAGAAGCAGGCAAUAGUGGAUUUUGAAAAGCACUCUCCUCGUGACUCUCAGCUGACGUCUGUGUCCCUUAUUGUGUGUGCUCGUCGGGGUAUGACGCGCAAGUUGUAUAACAAGGCCGCCGUAGCGCCAGGACAAACCCUCUACACAUCGGGCUUUAUAGAAGGCCCGUACACCUGUCAUACCUCCGAUGCAGGGAGUUAUGGUACCGUCAUACUAUUCUCAGCUGGCGCAGGUAUCACGCAUCACAUGCUGUUAACGCGCGAUCUGAUCAUCCGCGCCUAUGAACGCCGGGCAGCAACACGGCGCGUCUGCCUCAUCUGGUCCGUCCGUAACACGGAAUAUCUCACCUGGGUACGAACUUGGAUGAACCAGAUCCUCCAGCUCCCUUCCCGCCGUGAGAUCCUCACGACUCUACUGUUCGUUUCCAAGCCCAGAAAUAGCGAAGAAAUUGUUUCGCCUAGUUCCACCGUCAAGAUAUUUCCCGGGCGAUGCUGUCCGAAUGUUAUUUUAGACCAGGUGCUUCCCGAGCGAGUGGGCGCCACCCUAAUCUCGGUAUGCGGCCCCGGCGCCUUUGCGGAUGAAGUGCGGGUCGCCGCUCGAAUGAAGACGGGAAGAGGCAUAUUUCUUGAUUUUGUCGAGGAAGCUUUUACGUGGUAA
Penicillium brevicompactum is the source of this 1362-nucleotide messenger RNA. RefSeq names its product ferric reductase family protein. The transcript has a single exon. Lineage: Eukaryota; Fungi; Ascomycota; Eurotiomycetes; Eurotiales; Aspergillaceae. Gene Ontology annotation, molecular function: ferric-chelate reductase activity. Gene Ontology annotation, cellular component: plasma membrane. Bases 1 to 1362 code for a protein of 453 amino acids. The record is from RefSeq and is a predicted model, not a curated record. Gene Ontology annotation, biological process: copper ion import; intracellular iron ion homeostasis; iron ion transport.